Gadus macrocephalus (Pacific cod) is the source of this 8562-nucleotide messenger RNA. RefSeq lists its product as uncharacterized. The transcript is spliced from 3 exons. The record is from RefSeq and is a predicted model, not a curated record. The coding region runs from base 5560 to 6735 and encodes 391 amino acids. Lineage: Eukaryota; Metazoa; Chordata; Actinopteri; Gadiformes; Gadidae.
UCUCAAAAAUGAUGUGUUAAAUAAUUAAAAAAAAAUUGUGUUAUCACAAUUUUAACACAAUGUGUUAUUUUGUGUUGUUAAUGUGUUAUAUUACUGGAAUAUACUGCCCAACACAAAAUGUGUUAAAUUAUUGGCCAAUCCCUGGUGUCCUGGAUGAGCCGUUACCCUGAGAAGAGAAGUUAUUUUUCUCAGCACUUCAUUUUAUCUUGGCGCGCACUUGAAGAAGUUGGAAGGUGGCACUGGCACACAGUGGAUGUAAAUGUCUGAAUAAAAGGUAAGGUAGACCCAUGUCUUCAGACGUAUUUGUUAUGUUUAUUUUAAAGACUGUUGCAACUUGCAAUAUUGUAAAGGUUAAACGAUAAUAAACUAAAAUAAAGUCCAGCAUCGAUUGUUAGCCAAGUAGCUCUAGCAGCUAGGUUAUUGAUAAGCAAUCGUUAUGCUAGACUAGUCCAUGUUAAGUCAACCCUGACCUUACAUUAACACACUUUGAAAAACACUGCCAUACAUGUAGAAACUAAAAUAUUCUAACGUUAUGUCAACUCGUAUUACUAUGUGGGUAAAUCCGCAUUUUGGGUAAAGUUUUAGCUAUGGACAGCUAACGUUAGCAAGCUGACCACAUUGGUAUGUAUUUUAAGAUAGCUAAUUCAGCUAGCGAAUUCGGUGGAAAGCAGCUAGAAUGCUAACGCUAGACGCUAUGAUUGCUAACAUUACAGGCGGGAAACGUUGCUUUGUUCGUGGGAACUGGUAUGACCUUGUAACAAGGUAUGAAAUGCUAGGGCUCAGGAUGUCAAAACUACAAACUACUAUCUACGUUACACAUUACGAUAAGUUACAACAAUAUCUAACGUACUAACUACUAUAAAUCAUGAUAACCACCGUUAUUGAUUUAAUUCACUUAACGUUAGUUGCAUAGAUAACGGUGACCGUUUUAUUCCGAACAAUCGGUGGUUACAAGCUUUAAGUGACAGUCAUAACAGACAUAGAACCUAAGGUCAGGUAACGUGAGUGUAGUCCUGUUUUUUAUAUGCCGUUAUAUCGUUAUUUCGGCUAUUUUAUCGCCGAUUUGAUCGCAAAUUGCGUUAUUUCCUCCCCCCCUAGCCCCUAUUACAGCCCCUAUCUCUAGCCCCUAUUACAGCCUUUGAAAGACGGGAUAUUUCGGGGGAGGCGAUCGCUCCCUGUUUACAUCUGGAACGUUCGCGCGACACUUCCAAAAGGCGGACCUUUAUUAUUAUUUUCUCAAAAGGAGGACAAAUGAGUGUCCGGCUUAAGGCUGCGUCUGUAGCCGGACAGGGCAUUUAAAAGCCGGACGAAUGGCCACCCUAGCUCCAGGACAUAACAUUAGAACAUGUUCUGUAUAAUCUACAAGUUAGCGAUGUUGAAUUAACUCAAUGCAUUUACCGCGCUGCCAAGGGAAAACACAUUUGUAUUCCGAACGUGACACUAACGUUAGUGAACACGGUUUGAUGAAACGUUAUUGCAUGCAGUUAGACCCAGUGUUGAACUACAUCUAUGCAUAACGUUAUGAUUAGCUAUCGUUUAUAGUUUAUAGAGUGUGUAGUUUGCUUUUUUGGGGUGUAGGUUAAGCAAUAAUGUGACGCAUUAAUGAAACGGUAAUCAAUGCUGGCAUUUUGAUAAUAGCCUAAAGUAACAUUUAGUUUCUGACCAGUUCGCUAGUCACCAAGAUUGUGUGUUCUUAUUUUGGAAAUGCUGAAUAAUUAAAAAUUUAAACAGUAUGGAAGUUGAAAUAAGUUAUGUGUUCACAAUAUGGUGUGAUAUCAAAUUUAAAAGAAUCUAUUUUGUUGCAGCUACAAGGAGACAUGGCGAUGCCGAAAUCGCUUGUUACCAUAUUUCUGGAUGACAAGGAAAUCAGCAAAAAAAUAUUUCAGCUGGAGUCUGUCGAAGAGAUAGUAGAUGACUGCAAAUCGAAUGCAACACUACUCCUUAACAGUGAACUCCUUGAAUGUGACAGAAUUCUCAAAUUCUCCCCUGAAUUUAAUGAAUUCAUUGAUAUAGACUGCCAUGACUUUGUUCAACACAUGGACAAGCCCCAGGUGUUUUUCAAGACACGUGAAGCAUCAAUGUUGGUAUGUAUCUUUGCAAUGAUAAUUCUUUAAUAUAACGAAUGAAACAAAGAAACAAGAAAAGUACCACUAUGAUUUGUAUAUUCUAAAUAACUACUACCGCCUUAGCAUAGACACAAUGACCAAUAUAUACAAGGGAUGUUUGAUAAUAAUAAUUUGUCUCUUGUAACAUUUUAAGACUGAACACUCGGAUGCAGUUGAAAUAGUCCCAACAAAUCAAAUCAGGGUAUGUACACCAUCUAAUGUGAUAACAUAAUAUAACGAAUUAAACAAAGAAACAAGAAAAGUACCACUAUGAUUUGAAUAUUCUAAAUAACUACUACCGCUUUAGUAUAGACACAAUGACCAAUACAAGUGAUGUUUGAUAAUAAUAAUUGUCUCUUGUAACAUUUUAAGACUGAACAGUCGGAUGCAGUUGAAACAAAUCAAAUCAGGGUAUGUACACCAACUAAUGUGAUAACAUGAAAAAUACUAAUUGGAAAUAGAUAUUUAUGGGGCUUGCAACUUUGCAAACAAAAGUGUACUUAGAGCUACUAGAAUGUACAGUAUAGAACCAGAAUGGCUGGACAGGACAAAACAUGUGAUGUGAAGGUCAACACUCAAGUGAACUUAGCUAUGUAGUAAAUAAGCAUUACUUGUCAUAAUUGUGUGACUGGUCUUUGGGAACUACUUCAUUCAUCCAGUAGUCAACAAAUGCAUGCAGUGAAUACUUUCUGUACUAAUGAACACUGAAAUCAUCAGAAAUGGUUCAUGUAUUAUGUGGAUUUUAUUUGUUUGUUUUCUUCCCAUCAACAGGAUCCCAUUGGUGUUGAAACUCUGAGAGCAGUUCUUGUGAGGAAAGGUGCAAGUGUUCUAGCAGAUUAUGAGGCCUCUGGAACACUCUCAGAGUCUUCAAGGAAACUCCUUGUUAAAAUCGCUGUCAGUGAGUUGAUUGAGAGGAAGGGAUUGUAAGUUAAUACACCAUUUUACAAUUCACUUUAGCUUAUAGGUACUUAAAGCGCUUCUUUUAAAAUGUUUCAAUAUUAAUACGUCACUUCUAUUGUACAUUGAAAAUAUCAAUACAAUGUAUAUCAGUACUUUUGAAAGUAGUGACAUAGUUAUAGACUGAAAGAAAGCCUGUUUAAAAAGUCUGUAAGAUAGCUGUAUACUCUUUUAACUUUUAACUUCACUGAUUUGAAUUAUUUGUUUUAAUCGACAGUUAUCCACAAAGUGAAGACAAAUCCAAGUUGGCCAGAUCUAUGGUAGCACUUUUCCCGUCACUCAAAAUCAAGAUGGGAGAGGAGAAUGAGGGAUUUGUAAGUAGUGCUCAUUCAUUGUUAUAACAACUGUUAUGCCAGCCGCCAGAUACCUUGUCUUAGCUGAAUUACUGAAGCUAAGCAGGUGUGGUCCUGGUUAGUACUUGGAUGAGAGAGCUCCUUGGAAAACUAGGUUGCCGCUGGAAGUGGUGUUAGUGGGUGGCAAGUAGGUGGCACUCUUCCCUCUGGCCAAAAUGAUAGAUCCCAAUGCCCCAGUGCAGUUACGGGGACACUGCACUGUAGGAGAUGCCGUCCUUCGGAUGAGACGUUAAACCGAGGUCCUGACUCAUUGUGCUCAUUAAAGAUCCCAUGGCAAAGAGUAGGGGAUUCCCCGGUGUCCUGGCUAAAUUCCCAACCUGGCUCAUUCAAUGUGGCCCCCUAAUCAUUCCCCACUGUAAUUGGCUCGUUCACUCCCUCACUCCACCUCAAGCUGGUGUUUGUGGUGAGCGUUCUGGUGCAUAAUGGCUGCCGUGCAUCACCCAGGUGGGUGCUACACAUUGGUGGUGGUUGCUAGUGAGGUCCCCCCUUCCAUGUGACGCACUUUGAGUGUCAAGAAAAGCGCUAUGUAAAUGUAAUGUGGUGUUAUUGUAACAGGGAAAGUUAAAGUACUAUAAUUCUGAUAUGAGUUUUAUAACUUAAUUUAAUUUAUUUUAAAAGAUUUGAAAUUAUACAAUUAAAGCAUAUUUACUGCUAUUGUACAAUAUAGAUCAUUCAUACAUACUGGUUCAGUGUGGUGAGUUGGUAAUCUACUUUAGAGUGAGUGACUCAACUGACAGAAAAAAAUUGAAAGCUAGACUUAAUGACCACUAUAUCUGCAUAGAGAUUAAGCAUUUAGGGUUUCCUAUUAUUUGUACACACUUGUAUGUAUUCUACAUACUUUUGAGAAUGGAAAACUAUUUAAGUUCCUUUUCUUUUCCAGGAACAUUUCUAUGACCCCAUAUCCCACAGUGGAUUCCUUGAGAUCCGACUCCGAAAUCUAAGGAGGAAUCUUCAAGAUGAUCAACGCCGUUAUCAGCGCAAGCGUGUCAAGUCCACUGAUAACCAUUAGGGUGGAAAUGCCUGCAGAAGGGGAUGAUUCAGUCAACGAAUGGAUGACGGUUAUAAAAAGAAUGAGACCGUGUCAGGAAAACCUCAGCACCAUCAAAGAAGCCAUGGACAAAACCUAUGCUAGCCGAAGGUUGUGGAUUGCUGCUAGACAUCCAACGUUGGAGGAAUUUUUUGCAGAGUUUCCACGCUUUGUGGACAUGCCAUACAUGGUGAGUGCAUAUUGUGUUGGGACAAUGAAAAUAAUGAAAGUUGGAUGAGUUGUCUUUAAUCCCUCUGAUAUCAUUCUAAUUAUUCAAAUUACCUAUUUGUAAUAACAAUUGUAAAAUGAAGAUGAAAAUAAUGAAAGUUGGAUGAAUUGUCUUUAACCCAUCUGAUAUUAUUAUAAUUAUUCAAAUGACUGUAUUUUGUCCAUUUAUGUAGUUUGACACAGAAUUUGGAAAGAUGUUUCCUGGAAAAGCUGACAUGUUCAUCCGAAAAUGGGAGGGAACCAUCAUCCCAAAGAUACUAAAAAUGUCCACAAGUGAACCUGCAGCUGCCUUGACACCAGUUCCUGAGGAUGAUGGUUGGAGGAAUUAUCUCUGUUAAGCUUUUGUGCUACAGUGAAUGAAUGCAUUUGAUUUUAACAAGAAAGUAAGAGUUUACUAAAUUGUGUUUGUUUUUAUAGUUUCAUGUUACAGAGCUCUUCAUAAGCUUGUCCAUCUGCUGCCCCCCACUGCAUCAGGCAGGGGCAAAGGGAACACCAAAUGCAGUGUGAAGUCAGCUUUGGGCUACCUUUUGGAUAUAAAGCCGACUGGAACCAGCAUUUCCAGUGUGCUGAACAAUCCUCCUGAUAGACCAGUAGAACAUCGCCAGCCCCACUUGGUGUGCAUUGGAGAUCCCUCCGCCUCCGCCCAAUACAUCAUUGUUGCAGAAAACGACAAACUUGCCAUUCCUCUUAAGGAUAACGGUUUGACCUGUGCCAUUGACAAACUUUUCAAAAUGAUUUGGGUGUGUAAUGUUGCAUAUCCUGUCCAGCUCACUUCUGUCUUUCAUUUCUUUGAGAGUCUUUAUGAAGUGCCCCUCUCUGGUGGGAAGAGAGCUAAAGUUGUGGAGCUCAUUGCAAAGCUCCAAACUAUGAUUUAGCCAGUUUUACAAACAUGUACUGUUGUCCCAGGUGUAAAAUUAAAGUGAAAGAUGUAAGAAAACUAAUCAAUCAUCUUAGACAUGUGCAUGCAUUAUCUGAUGGACAGGAUUACACAAUUAUUUGCGGUCAAAACCUUUGCCAACGGACAUACCAUAACUUUAAUUCAUAUGCCAGACAUCUCAGGAGAGACCAUCCUGAUACUCAAAGCUUAAAUACCAAUUUCACUGAGACUUUGCCGGACUUGUCACCACCAUCAUGCUCUAAUGCUGAUGAUUGUUCUGAAACUGAUAUGGACAUUUCAGAAGACAGAACUUAUAACUAUGAAAAGUGUGCGGCAGAAUUUGCUGCUAAAAUGUACUCAUCUUCCAACUGCACUCUUGCUGAUGUUCAAAGAAACAUGACAUGCUCUAAAGAGUUACUCGGCAGGGUAUUGGAUAGGUUGCAAGAAAAGACUGUAUCUGUACUUAAUAGUCAUGAUAUGCUUUGUAAUGAUCCAGAUGUCCAAAGUUUGAUGGAGGAAUUUGAAAGUGGGAGGAAUAUGUUUGAUGGAUUAGAUACCACCUACAAAAUGAACAAAUAUUUUUCAGAAAAUCUGUCUCUGGUGAAGCCAAAAGAAGUUUUCUUGGGAUAUCGAAGUGACACAGAACGAAAACAGGGUGUAUUAAAACAAGCUCUAAUAGCAGAUACAUUUCAGUACAUAUCAAUUAUUGAUACCCUCAGGUUUCUAUUUGAAAAUGAACAAAUGCAGGAGCUUUGUUGUCAAACCAAUAAAAGUAGUGAUGCUAAAAUGUCUGAUUACUGUGAUGGUAUUCGAUUCAGAGAUAAUGAAUUCUACAACAAAUUUCCAAAAGCUUUACAAAUACAACUUUAUUUUGAUGAUUUAGAAACAACAAACCCUCUUGGGUCCAAAACCAAGGUGCAUAAAUUGGGUGCUGUGUAUUUUUGCCUCAGGAACAUACCUGCUCGUUUUAACUCUUCUCUUGAAAAUAUUCAUUUAUGUUUACUUUUCAAUUCCAUAGACAGGGAGGUUUAUGGGUUUAACUCAAUAUUCAAACCUUUGUUAGAGGAUUUAAACAUUCUUGAAACAAGAGGGGUGGAAGUACAGAUACAUGGGAAAAACUCUUUAUUACAUGGUACAUUAUGCUUAUUUACCGCAGAUAAUUUGUCAUUCAGUGGGGGGUUUCCUUGAAAGUUUUUCAGCCAAUAGGUUCUGCCAUAUAUGCCUGGUGCAUAAACAAAAUGCCCAACAUAUAUUUAAUGAUGAUCUCGUAGAAUUACGUAAUAGAGACAAUUACAGUCAACAUGUUGAACUUAACAAUCCUCCUUUAACCGGCAUUAAAGAAGACUCUUGUCUUAACUCUUUGAAUUUUUUUCAUAUCACUGAAAAUGUUUGUGGCGACGUGAUGCAUGACGUGUUGGAGGGAGUAGCCCCGCUGGAAUUGAAACUUAUGCUAAGACAUUUUGUAUAUGAUGAACAACUAUUCACAGAAGACCAGCUUAACAGCCGGAUAGCUGGCUUCGACUAUGGUUUAAACAACAUGAAAAGCAAACCUAGUGCCAUUAUUCAUUUAACAUCAGAGAAUCCCAUUAGGCAAAAUGCAAGUCAGAUGUGGUGUUUGUUGCUUUUUUUACCUUUCCUUAUUGGGGAUUUUAUUGAUGAGGGAAACAAACAUUGGCAAUUAUUUCUUUUACUUAGGCAGAUUUGUGAUAUAAUAUUUGCACCUGUUGCAACAAAAGGAUUAGCGAUGUUGUUGAAGCAGUUAGUCAUUGAUCACCACACUUUGUUCAAGAGUCUAUAUGACAGGCCUCUGAUACCGAAGCACCAUUUCAUGAUGCAUUAUUGGCGAAUGAUGGUGUAUUUUGGACCACUUGGUAAACUUUGGUGCAUGCGCUUUGAAGGUAAGCAUGCUCCACUAAAACGGCAGGCCCAGGUUGUGUGUAAUUUUAUUAAUAUCUCAAAAACAUUAGCCUUCAAGCAUCAGGUACAGGCAAUGUUUAACUGGAAAUUGGGUAGUCCUUUUAAAGAUAAAAUGACUGUGGCAAACAGUUUUCCAGUCUUACUUGGUUCAUUAAAAGAAGAUGUCUGCUUAAUUGAUAACCUAAAGGCGAUUGGUCGUGAUGUUGGACAAUGCAGCUCUUUUCAUGUUGCACACUCUGUGACUGUGUUUGGUCAGAGAUAUCAAACAACUUGUAUAUUACCCCUUAACUGCAAUGAAAAUGGGGAGCUGGUUUUUGGAGAAGUAAUGCACAUUUUACCAGAAAGUGAAAAUCUAAAUGUUCUGUUUUUCUUAAGAAUACUUGUUCCAAAGUUUUUCCAGAACCAUUUCCAUGCAAUUGCAGUCCAGAGAACAGAGGACUUUAAACUAAUUGGUAUAAGAGAUUUAAUUGAUUUUAGACCAAUGCAUUUGAUAUUUUUUAACAAUGAUAUUUUUGUAAACCCUCGCUAUGAACUUGUGUAAUGUUUAUGUGUACAAUAUUUUUAAUAAAUAAUACAUAAUUUCACAUUAGGCUGUCAGGAAUUCAUCUUUAUUGCACUCAUUACUUGAUUUAAAUAAUUUCAUAAUUGUCUUAUCUGCUAAGAUCAAUAAAAAUACUAAAAAUAUAAAUAAAACGACAACAUGCACUUAGUUCAUUAUAGGCUGUGAUUGAAUUGACAUUGUUGUUUAUUAUUGCUACUAUCCUUAUAAUAGUCUGACCAACAUCUUAAUUUGCUCCUUGUUAAAUUUAAGUAUUAAAUUGUCUUGUAUUUGUAUAGCUUUGGACAAAAGCGUAACCAUAACCAAAUUGACACAAAUUGUGUCAACUAUAACACACAGGUGUGUUAAAAUAUCAACACAGUAACUGUGUUAACCAUAACCAAAUUGUGUCAACUAUAACACAGGUGUGUUAAAAUAUCAACACAGUAACUGUGUUACAUGGGUUUAACACAUAAAAUAACACAAAAUGUGUUGUCCUUACCUAAACACAUUGAUGUGUUAAAAAUGUGUUGUUUCCAACACAUCCUUUUUGAGAGUGU